This is a messenger RNA of Elaeis guineensis (African oil palm), 2194 nucleotides long. The record is from RefSeq and is a predicted model, not a curated record. NCBI's taxonomy places the organism in Eukaryota, Viridiplantae, Streptophyta, Magnoliopsida, Arecales, Arecaceae.
CCUUUAGUAGAAAUUAUGGGCGUGGAGGCAGACGGGGCUAAUAUAACUUUAAGUCAGGUUAAGGAAGGAAUUAAAGGAGACAAUAUAUUUCUUGCUGAAAUGGAUAGCAAGACAAAAACUAAUCAAGGACAGGGACUCGAUGGAGCGAACAAAUUUGUAUCAGUGAAUGGUUCACAUGGAGUGAAGGGAGAGGGCAAAGAUGGAGGUCAUGUUGCCAAUGCCAAUUUCCCGAAGGAUGCUGUAGACGUGUGGCCAUCACCAAGGCAAAUUCAUACCUUCUACUUUGUCAAGUACCGUUCUUAUGAAGACCCAAAACGGAAGGCAAUGCUUGAACAAGCUGACAAGGAGAUUCAAAAGAAGAAUCAAGCUCGAUUCCAGAUAACUGAAGCAUUAAAGGCCAAAAGGUCUGAGCGAGCACAAGUGAUUUCGCAACUAAAGCUUUUGACCGCGGAGGACAAACGAUACCGUAUGAUUAUGGAUGAGAAGAGAAAAGAAAUGAAACCUUUUCAAGAAGCUUUGGGCAAGCUGCGUACUGCAAAUAAUGAUGUGAGAGAGAAAGGCAUGGGUUUAUGCUCUUCAGAGGGAGAGCUUAAUGAACUUAUACAAAGCCUGCAUUAUCAGAUGCAACAUGAGAGUCUCACUUUAGUUGAGGAGAAGCAGUUGAUGAAGGAGAUCAAACGGCUCGAAGGAACAAGAGAAAAGGUUAUUGCUAAUGCUGCUAUGAAAGCAAAAAUUCAGGACACUUUAGGUCAGAGGGAAGCUAUCCAAGACCAAGUCAAAUUACUAGGUGGUGACAUUGAUGGAGCAAGAAAGGAAAAACAAGCAGUCAGGACGAAAAUCGGACAACUUGAAGAAGAUCUAAAGGCCAUUGAUGAUGAAAUAAAUUCCUUGCAGGAGGAGCUGACUGCUGUGAAUGAGAAGAAGGACAAAGCAUUUGAAACUCUCCAUGAAUUGAAGAAAGCACGUGAUGAAGCAAAUGCAUGUUGCUUCCAAAACCGUUCUCUCUUAAACAGUGCCCGUGAUCUUGCUGCAAAGAAGGAUAUAGCAGCGCUGCAACAGCUUGCUCAUGCUGAGAUUGAGAAAUUUAUGUCACAGUGGAGCAGUGAUAAAGCCUUCAGACUUGAUUAUGAGAAGAGGAUAUUGCCAUUCCUUGACAUUCGACAGCUUAGCAUGGAUGGACGGAUGAGGAACCCUGAUGAAAAGCCAAUUGUUUCCAAGGCGCCACCAUCCACAGUACCAGAGACCUUGCCAGCUAAAAUGAAUGUAAAGCGAGUGGAGGAGGAUUUGAACCCUGCUCCGCUACAUGAUACUGACGCUAGUCACGAGGUACAUGAUGAUGGCAAUACUAAAUCAAUUGAGGUGGCAUCAGAAGGAAAGAUGAGCAGUCCUAUGGACAGUGAGAACAUCCCAGCAACUGAGAAAUCCCAAAAAGAGUCUUCAAAAGUCGAAGAGAUUGAUAAUGUGAAGUUGAAGGAGACGAAAAGAGACGAGGAGAUUGCAAAAGCUAAGUUAGCUUUGGAGAGGAAGAAGAAGCUAGCUGAUAAAGCAGCAGCAAAAGCAGCAAUCAGAUCUCAAAAAGAAGCUGAAAAGAAAUUCAAAGAGAAGGAGAAGAGAGCUAGGAAGAAGGCGGGGACUACUGCCCCUGCUGAGCAGACUGAAAUGGACGUGAAGGUCGUGGAGCCAGAAGAAACUAAUGUGAAUGUAGAUGCCCCAGUUUCUGCAAUAAGUAAAGAAAAAGGAAAACCUAGGCAUAGAAAUCGCUCAAAAGGUCAGACUCCGCUCUCAAGGGUCGUCAUUAAAAGGAAGAAAUCAUAUUCAUAUUGGUUAUGGGCUGCUCCAGUGGUAAUGGUGGCUCUGGUGCUCGUGUUGUUGGGAUACUUCUACUCUUUUGGGAGAAACUGAGCUUAGAUUAGUGUAUAUUCAAGGUGCAUGCUAGUUUUGCAGGAAGGGGAACUUUGGUAGACGAUCAGCUUAUAAUACUGUACAUCCAGAGAGUGAAUACUGUGUAGAAACUUCGUAUUGAUAGGCCCAUGUAUCGCUGAGUUUUCAUUGAAUAGCAUGCAGUCCAUUUAGUAUGUUGUUAAGGUUUAUGUAACUUCAAAAAUAGUUGUUUAGAAUAAAACAAUUGCCUGUUGUUGCGAGAUCAUCGGAUAUGGAUUUUAUUUGUUCUUUUAUGUUGAAUUAUCUUACAGAA